Wallemia ichthyophaga EXF-994 is the source of this 630-nucleotide messenger RNA. RefSeq lists its product as uncharacterized. The transcript has 2 exons. The record is from RefSeq and is a predicted model, not a curated record. Gene Ontology annotation, biological process: endoplasmic reticulum to Golgi vesicle-mediated transport. Gene Ontology annotation, cellular component: endoplasmic reticulum membrane. NCBI's taxonomy places the organism in Eukaryota, Fungi, Basidiomycota, Wallemiomycetes, Wallemiales, Wallemiaceae. The coding region runs from base 1 to 630 and encodes 209 amino acids.
AUGAUCAAGGCGACAAACUGCGAGAACUUCCGGCUGUGCUCAAUACUCUGUUCAGCCAGUUUUCUGUUAGGCACUCUGUUUACGCACUGGAUCGCAGAUCAUGGUACUCUAUGGCAAACCCCAACAGCUGAUUCUCUCUCCACUGCUCUCUCGUACUAUCGUAACUUAGUCUCCACGCCAGACUCAAUGAAGGCGGUUGUUGCGCUCGUCGCGAGUAUCGGCAUAAGCUGUCUUUUGAUUGGCCUCUUUAAUGGUUUCGGUGGUGAUUCCGCCUGGGUUUUUGAAGCUGCGUCUCUCUUCCUCUUUUCUACAGCCGUGGCCGUAUAUUAUUUACACGCUCUGCCGCCUUUAUCCAACAUACCACAUUCGAUGGACACAACGAUGCACCCGCCAUAUCACCAUCACUGGUCCACGCCCCCCAAUCACCCACCCUCACUCAGUCCAUUCGAUACCCCAGACGUUCUUCUGCCAUCAACCCCUCCUCAGCUCAUCGCUGCUAUCAGGGACAUUGCAGCUGCUAACCUUCUUUGCGCAGUUAGUCUCACUGGCGUGCUCCUCUUUCUUGCUGGUGAUGCAUACGUUGACUACGAACGCCAAUUACACCGUAGUAUGGAUGAAAAGACAGAUUAA